AUGUUCCUGCUGCUCCUGCUGCUGCUGCUGCUGCUGCUGCUGCUGCUGCUGCUGCUGAUGGUGCUAGUGCUGCUGCUGCUGCUGCUGGUGCUGGUGCUGGUGCUGCUGAUGGUGGUGCUGGUGCUGCUGGUGCUGCUGCUGCUGAUGGUGGUGGUGGUGGUGCUGCUGGUGCUGGUGUUGGUGCUGCUGGUGGUGCUGCUGGUGGUGCUGCUGGUGCUGGUGUUGGUGCUGCUGGUGGUGCUGCUAGUGGUGGUGGUGGUGGUGGUGCUGCUGGUGCUGGUGCUGCCGGUGCUGCUGGUGCUGCUGCUGGUGUUCUUUCUCCAAAAGAAGGCACACGAUAACCACCAUCCAACAGACCCAGAUAACCAGCAGCAAAUGGUGGUGUUGCUGCUCGUGCUGGUACUGUUGCUAGUGAUGCUGUUGCUGCUGUUUCUGCUGCUGCAGCUGCUGUCGCUGCAGUUGCAGUUGCGCCAGCAGCAGCAGCAGCAGCAGCAGCAGCAGCAGGAGCAGCAAACGCCCGCCCGGUGCAGCUCAACGACACAGUUGAGUGCUGUCUGCAGCAGCAGCAGCAGCAGCAGCAGCAGCAGCAGCAGCAGCAGGAGCAGCAGUAAGAACAUGCGGAGCAGCAGCAAACAAGGACACAGACACAGCAGAAGCAGCAGCAGAAACAGCAGCAACAGAAACAGCAGCAACAGAACGAGCAGCACCAGCAACAGCAAAAACAGCAGCAGCAGCAGCAACGGCACAAACUGCAGCAGUGGAGCAAGCAGCAACAGCAGCAGCAACAGCAGCAGCAGCAGCAGCAGCAGCACUAACCUGUCCCCCGAAGGAGCAGAGGAUCCCCUGGGGUCUUUCCUUUUCUAUCACCUCCGUCACAAACUGCGGCGUCACCGGCACAAAGUACACCUGCAGCAGCAGCAGCAGCAGCAGCAGCAGCAGCAGCAACAGCAGCAGCAGCAACAGCAGCAUCAUCCUUUGCAGCAACCUCCUUCUUCUUUUUCUUCACAGCAGCAGCAGCAGCAGCAUUCGCAUCCUCCUUCUUCCUUUUCCUUUUCUCCACAGCAACAUCAGCAGCACCAGCAACAGCACCAACACCAGCAGCAGCAACAGCAGCAGCAGCAACAGCAGCAGCAGCAGCAGCAACAGCAGCAACAGCACCAACAGCAGCAGCAGCAGCACCAACAGCAGCAGCAGCAACAGCAGCAGCAGCAGCAGCAGCAGCAGCAGCAUACUCUAUGCGCCAUUUGCUUCGACGUUUCCCCCCGCUGCCUGCAGCAGCAGCAGCAGCAGCAGCAGCAGCAGCAGCAGCAGGAGGGGGAGGAGGAGGGAGGGCAGCAGCAGAAAGAACGGUCCAGGAACAGCAACAGCAGCAGAAACAGCAGCAAACGCAAGUACACACGCAGAGGUGCAGCAGCAGCAGUUGCAGCAGCAGCAAUUGCAGCAGCAGCAGUUGCAGCAGCAGCAAUUGCAGCAGCAGCAACAGCAGCAGCAGCAAUAGCAGCAGCAGGCGGCAAAGAGAAGAAAUUGCAGCAGAAGAGCAGCAGCAGGAGAAACGGGAGCAGGACAGCAAGCAGCAGCAAUAGCAGCAGCAGCAAUAGCAGCAGCAGCAACAGCAGCAGCAGCAACAGCAGCAGCAGCCAUAGCAGCAGCAGGCACCAAAGAGAAGAAAUUGCAGCAGAAGAGCAGCAGCAGGAGAAACGGGAGCAGGACAGCAGCAGCAACAGCAGCAGCAGCAGCAGCAGCAGCAGCAAGUGGAAGAGUAAGAGAAACAAAACAGAGAAACAUAUAAAAACCAGCAGCAGAAACAAAUGUGAAGCAGCAGCAAGGUCAAAUAAGCAGCAGCAGCAGCAGCAGCAGCAGCAGCAGCAGCAGAGAAAAAGCAAACAGCAGACGAAACAAAACGCAGCACAACCACCACCACCACCACCACCACCAGCACCAGCACCAGCACCAGCAGCAGCACCAGCAGCAGCAGCAGCAGCACUUGCUGCUGCUGCUGCUGCAGCCGUUGCUGCUGCUGCUGCUGCUGCUGCUGCAUGCAUGCACAGCCAGCAGCAAGUGGAAGAAGAAUCUAUAAACUCCCCAAAUAAAAAAAACGUAUCGGUAGGGCCCCCUGAAGCAAAUAACACAACAGCAACAGCAGCAGCAGCAGCAGCAGCAGCAGAAGCAGGGCAGCAGCAGCAGCAGCAGCAGCAGCAGAUCCAGCAGCAGCAGAUGCAGCAGCACCAACAGCAGAUCCAGCAGCAGCAGAUGCAGCAGCACCAACAGCAGAUGCAGCAGCAGAUGCAGCAGCAGAUGCAGCAGCAUCACCAGCAGCAGCAGCAGCAGUAG
Messenger RNA from Eimeria mitis, 2331 nucleotides. RefSeq lists its product as uncharacterized. Lineage: Eukaryota; Apicomplexa; Conoidasida; Eucoccidiorida; Eimeriidae. Bases 1 to 2331 code for a protein of 776 amino acids. The transcript is spliced from 9 exons. The record is from RefSeq and is a predicted model, not a curated record.